CCAUCAUCACGAUGAACCAGAUGUCUGGUAGCAAUCCGUUCAACGAACACAAUCCACGUACUUUGUACGUUGGGAACCUUGAACCAUCUGUGACGGAGGAGCUCAUAUAUGCACUUUUCGGCCAGAUAGGUGCUGUCAAGAGCUGCAAAAUCAUAAAUGAGGCUGGCAACGACCCGUACUGUUUUGUUGAGUUUGCUGAACACCAGGCGGCAGCUGCAGCGCUUCUAGCCAUGAAUAAAAGGCAAUGCCUAGGAAAGCGGAGCAAGCUAAAAAGCAAUCUGCUUAAUAUUGAAUCGUCAUGCCUGGCUGCGUAUGCAGACGUUACUGCAGCUCCACAAAUGCAGCUGAGGAAGAUGAUGAUUCUUAUACGUGCAAGACUGACAGCGUUUUCAGAUUGA
Messenger RNA from Priapulus caudatus, 398 nucleotides. RefSeq names its product nucleolysin TIAR-like. Bases 12 to 398 code for a protein of 128 amino acids. The record is from RefSeq and is a predicted model, not a curated record. NCBI's taxonomy places the organism in Eukaryota, Metazoa, Priapulida, Priapulimorpha, Priapulimorphida, Priapulidae. The transcript has 5 exons. Gene Ontology annotation, cellular component: ribonucleoprotein complex; nucleus; cytosol. Gene Ontology annotation, molecular function: poly(U) RNA binding; mRNA 3'-UTR binding; poly(A) binding.